Lodderomyces jiufengensis is the source of this 327-nucleotide messenger RNA. It is a transcript of the gene HRT1, whose product is annotated as SCF ubiquitin ligase complex subunit. Gene Ontology annotation, cellular component: nucleus; cullin-RING ubiquitin ligase complex. Gene Ontology annotation, molecular function: cullin family protein binding; ubiquitin protein ligase activity; zinc ion binding. The record is from RefSeq and is a predicted model, not a curated record. Lineage: Eukaryota; Fungi; Ascomycota; Pichiomycetes; Serinales; Debaryomycetaceae. Gene Ontology annotation, biological process: ubiquitin-dependent protein catabolic process; protein ubiquitination. Bases 1 to 327 code for a protein of 108 amino acids. The transcript is spliced from 3 exons.
AUGGCAGAUGAAGAUCGAAUGGACAUAGAUGAAGUUAAAGAAUCAUCAUCGAAGAAACCUAGAUUUGAAGUCAAAAAAUGGACUGCUGUUGCCUUCUGGUCUUGGGAUAUUCAAAUUGAGAAUUGUGCUAUUUGCAGAAAUCAUUUAAUGGAGCCUUGUAUCGAAUGUCAACCAAAUUCAAUAGCAAAUGGUAAUGAAGAAUGUAUUGCUGCUUGGGGAAUGUGUAAUCACGCAUUUCAUUUACAUUGUAUUAAAAGAUGGUUAAAAACAAGAAACGCUUGUCCUUUAGAUAAUACAGAAUGGGUAUAUCAAAAAUUUGGAAAGUAA